CAAAAAUAGAAAAGCAGUCAAAUGUGAGCACUGAGAACCGACGAAUCCCCUCCCCCCAUCCCAGCCCUACGCGAUGAAUCCACGGCUUCCGACAUGGUCUCUUGGGAAAGGGCCCUGGAAGAGACGAGCGACAUUUCGGCAGCUGAAACGGCCUCGCGAUCAACAAGAGCCAUUCAUCUCCCCCUUCAGGACUUGGACGGAACGGCGAUCAAUGACUUGCUUGAAGUUGUAGACGCCCGGCCCCACCAGCCGGCGGCGCUUAGCGACGGGCGGCCAGGAACGGCUCCAACCCCGGCUACGCGCUCUCAUUGGUCGGCGCGCUUCUUGGUCGGUGGUUCCCCUGCGACGAACCGACAAGUCCAGACCUUGAUGAGUCUUUGUUGCAGGGUCGCGGCACAGGGUCUGUUUGGAUUAAAAACCUGGUAG
Pyricularia oryzae 70-15 is the source of this 426-nucleotide messenger RNA. RefSeq lists its product as uncharacterized. The coding region runs from base 94 to 426 and encodes 110 amino acids. Lineage: Eukaryota; Fungi; Ascomycota; Sordariomycetes; Magnaporthales; Pyriculariaceae. The transcript has a single exon. The record is from RefSeq and is a predicted model, not a curated record.